Messenger RNA from Nerophis lumbriciformis (worm pipefish), 534 nucleotides. The record is from RefSeq and is a predicted model, not a curated record. Lineage: Eukaryota; Metazoa; Chordata; Actinopteri; Syngnathiformes; Syngnathidae.
UCGCCCAAUGUUCCAGGAGGUACGGGAGGAACUAAGUCGAAGUAAAUGAAGGAGUCCAUUAUGAACCAGGAGAAGCUCGCCAAACUGCAGGCGCAGGUCCGCAUAGGUGGCAAGGGAUCAGCACGCAGAAAGAAGAAGGUGGUACAUCGAACAGCGACAGCAGAUGACAAGAAGCUGCAAUUCUCCCUCAAAAAGCUGGGUGUCAACAAUAUAUCUGGCAUAGAGGAGGUGAAUAUGUUCACAAACCAGGGCACAGUCAUCCACUUCAACAACCCUAAAGUGCAGGCAUCCUUGGCGGCCAAUACCUUCACCAUCACAGGUCAUGCUGAGAACAAACAGCUCACGGAGAUGCUCCCCGGAAUCCUAAAUCAGCUGGGAGCCGACAGUCUCACCAGCCUAAGGAGAUUAGCGGAGACGCUGCCCAAGCCAAUGGGGGAGAGUAAAGCACCUAUGGUCGCUGUCGAAGAGGAGGAUGACGAAGUUCCUGAUCUUGUUGAGAACUUCGACGAGGCUUCAAAGAACGAAGCGAACUAA